AUGGUUCUUCGUCGAUCAGACGGCCAUCAUCACUCGACCAUGCUAAACUCCACGUAAACGACCUAAACCCUAAGAACCACGUCCUGUAUUCGCUUCGGCCCCUUCUCUCGCUGUCAUCUACCGCACAGAACCCUAUUUCUCCUUCCAGAAAUUGAUGUAGUAGUAGCAUAAGAAGACUAUUUCAGGAACCUUGCUAGUGCUACAAACAUGGCGAAGAAGAACCCACUUGUUUUUUUGGAGAUAUCACUUGCUGGUGGCCCUGCCGAGAGAUUGGUAAUCGAGCUUUUUUCAGAUGUUGUUCCAAGGACGGCUGAGAAUUUUCGUUCACUUUGCACGGGUGAGAAAGGUUCUGGUCGUUCCACUUUAAAGCCUUUACAUUACAAGGGAUCAAUCAUUCAUCGCAUAAUCAAAGGAUUUGUUGCUCAGGGUGGUGAUUUUACAAGACAAGAUGGCAGUGGUGGUGAGAGCAUUUAUGGAGGAAAAUUUCCAGAUGAAAAUUUCAAACUGAAGCAUGAUGGACGUGGAAUUGUGUCCAUGGCAAACAGUGGUCAAGAUUCAAAUGGUUCCCAGUUUUUUAUUACGUUUAAGGCUACACCACAUCUUGAUGGCAAACAUGUUGUUUUUGGAAAGGUUGUACAAGGUAUGGAUUUUCUGAAGAAGAUUGAGCAAGCCGGUUCUGAUACCGGAAAGCCUACUUGUCUUGUAAAAAUUGUAAAUUGCGGUGAAAUAACUGAAAUUAAAGCUGCCACUUUUUCAACGGAGAAAGUAUUUACAGGCAAGAAACUUGCAAAGUUUGGGAAAGAUCUUUCAGAUAGUUCUGAUGGACUGAGGGAAAGAGACAAAAGACAUGUUAAGGACAAAAGGGCAAAGAGGAAAAAGAGAUAUUCAUCAUCAGAUUCUUAUAGCUCUGAUGAUUCUGAUUCUGAUUCCGAUUCAUCUAGUAGUGAUUCUGAUUCUGACCCUUCAUCAUCAAGCACAAGCUCAUCCAGUGACUACAGACGCAAGAGGAGAAAGAAAGCUUCUAAAAAGGAGAAAAAUGAAAAUAGAAAAAGAAAAAGGGUGAAGCAUCGCAGAAACUAUAGCAAAAAGUCAAGACAAAAGUCAAAAUGGAUUUCUACAAGUUCAAGUGAUUCAGGCAGUGGGAAUAGUAACAGUAGAGAUUCUGAUAAAGAAAAAGUUGGCAGCAAAAAUAUUGAUAGAUCUGAUAAAAAAUCACCGCCUGCUGAUAUAUCUGCCAAAGUUCUUGGUAAAGUAGCUGUAGAAGGGAAAACAUUUGCUGACAAGAAGUCUUCUAAAGAUUAUGCUUCCCAAGAGGAGGGUGAAGUUCAAGAAAACGGGGAAGCUAGGCAACAUAAUGAUGAUUUGGAUACCCAAGUUGACAGACCCAUAAAUCAGCAUCACAUUUCUGAUGAGAAAUCAAUUGGAUCCAGGGGGCUGCACAAGAAAUCUGGAGGUGGUAUGAGUCCUAGUAGUGGUCCAAGUGGGAGCCUACAGUUGGAUGGUUCUGCCAGAAGUCCAGAAAGAGAGCCCAUCAGGCAAUAUCAGCUGUCAACUAAAGCCUCAGAGCCUGCACCAACUGAAACACAAAAUAUUACCAAAGUUUCUCAAGAUGGUGGUUCUCAACGCAUAAGAAAAGGACGAGGAUUUACUAAGGAAUAUUCAUUUGCUCGUCGGUAUAGGACACCAUCACCGGUACGUUCGCCUGUUCGUCCUUCCCAAUAUAAGGGAAGAAAUGAUCUAGGAAGAGAUGUCGAUAGGAAUGGAAGGUUCAGGAAUUACCGGGAGUGGUCACCACCAAGGCGUUCACGAAGAUCUCCAAGCAGGAGUCCUGACAGAUAUCGUGGCAGAAGAAUGCGAAGCAGGAGCAAUUCUCGCAGUCCUAGGUAUCAGCGCCAUAAUCGCGACCGGAGCUCGAGUCCAAGGAGAAGCCGAAGUCGAAGUCCGGCAGGCGGGCAUCGCCCAAUUGUUGGUGGCGCGCUUCGAUCUCGUCUUGGUCCAAGAAGGACCAGUCCUCAAUGGAGAGCAAAAUCUAGAUCCAUUAGUCGCUCCAGGUCUCCUGAUGCAGGCAAGAGCAAGAAAGCAGCGUCUCUAAGCAGGUCCAGGUCCAGCAGUCCGGCUGGACACAAAGGUCUGGUUUCCUAUGGAGAUGGGGAACCCUGAAACCACCAGUCUUUUUGCCCAGGCUUGCAUUUCAUCUUACUCUAUUGGUUUCAGUAUAUGUUUUAUCCAAACUUUGAAUAUUUGGGGCAAAUGAGUUUACAUUCUUCACGUUUAGAUCAACUUACAAUUGUUUGUAUUUUGUAAGAUGUUAUUUAUGGUUUCUGAAGUUUGUUUCAAGUUUUGUUGGGUUUUAAGCAUGAUUCUAUCAGGAUUUUGUUGGUUAAAUCUAUCAUGUUGUACUUGAUACAGACCAUUGUUACAAUGAUUAUUAUUACCAAGGAUUGAAAAA
Molecule: messenger RNA, 2449 nt
Organism: Dendrobium catenatum
Lineage: Eukaryota; Viridiplantae; Streptophyta; Magnoliopsida; Asparagales; Orchidaceae
Product: peptidyl-prolyl cis-trans isomerase CYP63
Exons: 14
Coding region: 208-2160 (650 amino acids)
Biological process (GO): protein peptidyl-prolyl isomerization
Molecular function (GO): peptidyl-prolyl cis-trans isomerase activity
Source: RefSeq, a predicted model, not a curated record